GAAGGCGAGAAUGCAGCACAGGUUCAGCAGUGUAUCUGUUUCCAUGUUAGCUUAGCUGAUUUAGCCAGUGGCGCGCGAGGGGAGCUCAGCGCGUGCAGAGGAGGACAAACUUUCAGCAGCGACACCUGAACAGCCGAGUCGCAGCAGCAGGAAACAAGCAGUUAGGACCUGACUAAAGAGCAAAACAUGACAACCAACAGGCCAAGGAGCGCGCUCCGGGAAGCUUCCCAUCAGAUAAUCGCCGGUGGAUCCGCUGGUCUGGUAGAGAUUUGUUUGAUGCAUCCACUUGAUGUUGUUAAGACAAGGUUUCAAAUCCAGCGUGGAGCGAGUGACCCAACCAGCUACAAGAGUUUGGGAGACUGCUUCCGGACAAUUUUCCAGAGAGAAGGGAUCUUUGGCUUCUACAAGGGAAUCCUGCCUCCGAUCCUGGCAGAGACCCCAAAGCGAGCAGUGAAGUUUUUCACCUUUGAGCAGUACAAGAAGUUGCUGAGUCUGAGCCCUUUGUCUCCGGGUUUGGCAUUGUCUGCAGCAGGCCUCGGCUCAGGCUUGACUGAGGCUGUUGUUGUCAAUCCAUUCGAAGUGGUGAAAGUCAGUCUGCAGGCCAACAGAGAUUCCUUCAAAGAGCAACCCUCUGCUUUUGCCCAAGCACGGUAUAUAAUCAAGUCAGAUGGUUUUGGACUGAGAGGUCUGAAUAAAGGAUUAACAUCAACACUGGGACGCCAUGGAGUUUUCAACAUGAUCUACUUUGGCUUCUACUUUAAUGUCAAAGAUGCUAUUCCCACCAGCCCGGACCCCACAUUAGAGUUCCUGAGGAAAUUUACAAUUGGCCUGAUGUCGGGAACCAUCUCCUCAUGUGUGAAUAUUCCCUUCGACGUAGCAAAGAGCCGCAUUCAAGGCCCCCAGGCAAUACCAGGAGAGAUCAAGUACCGCACCUGCUUCCAGACCAUGGCGUUGGUGUCCCACGAAGAGGGUUACCUGGCUCUAUACAAGGGGUUGGUUCCCAAGAUUAUGAGACUUGGACCAGGUGGAGCGGUGAUGCUACUGGUCUAUGAAUACAUGUCUGCCUGGUUACAGAAAAACUGGUAAUAAGGUGAACAGGGAAGAUAAAUUAAAGCCUUUCA
This is a messenger RNA of Cyprinodon tularosa, 1121 nucleotides long. It is a transcript of the gene slc25a21, whose product is annotated as solute carrier family 25 member 21. The record is from RefSeq and is a predicted model, not a curated record. Lineage: Eukaryota; Metazoa; Chordata; Actinopteri; Cyprinodontiformes; Cyprinodontidae. The coding region runs from base 187 to 1086 and encodes 299 amino acids. The transcript has 11 exons.